Messenger RNA from Paramecium sonneborni, 1251 nucleotides. NCBI's taxonomy places the organism in Eukaryota, Ciliophora, Oligohymenophorea, Peniculida, Parameciidae. The record is from the annotation of a GenBank genome assembly.
AUGGGAAACACAAAUGGAACUUAAAAUUUACUGGUUUUAGAUUAAAACUACUUAUAUGUCACUUAAAAAACUCAUCAAGUUUUUGGAGAGAUUAAGUUAUAUAAACAUUGUGAAACAGGAAGAAGAAUUGCUAUAAUCAAUAAACAAAUAUUUGAAUCUGAACAGCAUAAUAUGAAAUAAGAAACUUAUUCGAAGAGAAAAUAGUAUGACAACAUAAAUCUUUUGAAAGUUUUAGGUUUUUAGAAACUUGUUGCAAAUGAUUUAUGUUCAUAAAUUAAAUACCUGUCAAUUUAAGUUGAAUAUUAUGAAAACACUAUUACUUAAUUUAAAGAAAGGUUUACAGAAAAAGAAUUAUAUUAUUUAAUAUUUUCAUUAUGUGAUGCUAUGGAUUAUUGCAAACAAAAUAAUAAUGAAAUUACAGAUCUACAUCCAUCUAAAAUAUUAGUUACAGAUGAUGGAUUUGUUAAAUUAGUAGACAACAUAGUAUCAUUAGAAGCAAUAUCUAAUUUUCAUUAAGUGAAAUAUAAUGAUCGAUAAGUUGAAUAUUUAGCACCAGAAUAAUUAGAAAUGUUUUCAGGAUUAAAAAAUAAAAUCAAUUAAGAUAAAGCAAACAUAUUUUGUUUAGGAUUAUUGUUAUCUUAAUUAAUUACAUAAUAACCUGUAAGUGAUUACUAUCUUGAAGAAUUUGUUAAUUUAAAUAUUUUAUUUAAAAGGCUCGAUUAAAAAUUUACCUAAUAUUCAUACUCUAAUAGCCUUUAUACUAUGCUUAAAGAAAUGUUGGCUCUAGAUCCAGAAGAAAGAUUGUCAAUAAAACAAGUUUUGGCAAAAAAAUAAUACCAUCAUUUUGUAAGCAAUUUGGAUGGAGAUUCAGUUGAUUUUGCUGAUCAUCACUCACCAGAAUCCAUUAUAUAAUCUCCAAAUUCAUAUUGUUAAGAUGAAUAGUAAAUUUCAUAUCAUAAGAAAAAGGAAUCAAUUAUUUCUUUGAAAGCAGCUAAUGAAGAAAAUAUCAUUACAGAUACUAUAUUAUAAAUUAGAAUUGACAAAGCCUUGGCUGAAUCAAAUAAAUUAUUAGAUUAAAUUAAUGUUUCUUCUCCAGUUACUAAAAAUUAAAGUAGAGCAACAAUUAGUGGAAUUUAUGACUCUGUACAAAAUCCUUUGGUUUAACUAACUGAAUCAAGAAUUAAAAGAUUAAUUGAAAACUCAGAAUAAACAAUAGAAAAAUCUUUAUAUUAAUUGAAACAAUGUUCGUGA